Marchantia polymorpha subsp. ruderalis is the source of this 7587-nucleotide messenger RNA. NCBI's taxonomy places the organism in Eukaryota, Viridiplantae, Streptophyta, Marchantiopsida, Marchantiales, Marchantiaceae. The record is from the annotation of a GenBank genome assembly.
CUCAGACCAUAUUGAUCAGUGUUCAUGUUUCACCUUUGGGGACCACACAGGGGAAGGGGGACAAAGCGACCGCGCAUUCUACAGCGAUGAUCCACAGCUCGUAUAAUUGGGUUCAUAUCACAUUUAUCCGUAUUCAUGUUUUACCUUUGAGAUCUAUAAAGAGGAAGAGGGAUGAAGAGCACCGUCCCUUCUAAGCAUCAGAAGCUCCAGUAGCAAUCACUAGAUUAUACACGUUUAACAACAAAAUUGUCCAGCCAUGGUCCCGGGAGGAUAAGGAGAUUAAGACAAGGUUCUCAGAAGCACAGGACUGAAUCUUGUUUUACGCGUGGAAUGCUUUCUUUACACCUGAAGAUAAAUUCUCGAGCUUAAGAGGAUAGAUCACCAGUUGAGGACAGAGUCACUUAUACCGACUUCGAGGAUAAAUCGGAGCAAAAGAAGCUCGAAUGCUCGAAUGCUCGAAAGAAAAUUCUGAUUUCAUCUCAGAAUGUUCUGGAUCGGUAAUACCCAGAAGUCUCGAGAAGAAACAGACUUGCUGCUGGCUUCAACCAAACUUCCAGCUUAGUGAAAAAAAUUGCUCGAGAAGAAACAGCCUUGCUGCUUGGCUUCAACCAAACUUCCAGCCUAGUGAAAAAAAUUGCUUCGAGCUACGUCACCUUCCACUCUGUAAACUGAGAUCUUCCACUCUGUAAACCAGAAGUAAGACGAACUGUAUGAACUGGAGAGGCGGAGAAGGACCCGAGAGUGACAAGAAGUCAAGACAGCCAGCCCCGGAACACGAAGCAGCCUUCGAGCUUUAAUAUCUGGCGGAAACAGAGCCUGGGAAGACGAGAAUCGCCAAUGUCGACAUAACAAUGAUUCCAGCUAGCAAGCAGUUCACGACUGGCGCGACGUAUGAUGGUGCAAAGCGCACAUUUUAAACAAGGGUUGCGAAGAGCAGGAGCUACUCGCCGAUUGCAGCUCAGAUUCAAGAGGUGGAGAAGUGUCCGACUUUGCUGCUGCAACAGGGAAAGCGAGACGGCUUCGACGCUCUGGCCGAGCAGUAGUCCGGACCAGCGUUACAGGAACAGUCGGAGGCGCAGCUAAGGUCGUUGGACGAGCAGCAUCAAUGCCAGGGCAGGCAGGCAGGGCGGGCGUGGCAGGCAGGCUCGCCGGCUGCUCAGCGAGCAGAGCCGAGCCGAGACCCGAGCUGUAUACAAGAGCAUGAGAGACCCGAGCGCAGCGGCCGUGCUGGUGGUCAUGCAUAUGGUUAGCCGGAGCUGAAGAUCGUGGGAUCCGGGAACAUGAGAUUUUAUUAGUCAAGAAUGUCCGCACUGCGAGAUUUGCCCUCGUAAAAACUCUGCCGAGGAGGAGCGCACUCGACACCCCAUGAUUGUCGUCUUCCUUUACUACAAGCUUUCACAAACAAGCAACCGAAGACGUGUUCCUGAUCUCUACAAGUGACGAGCACUGUUUCGUGCGGCCCGGCCCCUUCACUCGCAACUGUGGAAUCGUGUCCCCACGGUCCGGUCUGCCGACUAGUGACAUGUGCGACUACAGACCCGUGAGAAGAUUCCUGUGCUACGAGGUAAAAUUAUCCGUCGACCACUUGCGCCCAGGCACCUGUUUCGGGGUUCAGCCGCAUGUGCAAGCAAGCGAGCAAUCGUGGUUCUGUGAUCGCAUUCGUAACCUGAGAAUCGCUCCAUCCGUCCGUGCUCUGGAGUGAGCGAGGGAAGGAGGGAAGGUGGGAAGGAGGGAGGCGAGAGCAUCCAUCCGCCUGCUCUUGAUCCUAUCGAGGAGGCGUAGUUUGUCAACCGCCGCAGGCCCAUCCAUGGCUUACCACAUAAUCUAUUUCGUCGAUGCAUGAUCAGCGAGCGACGAUGCGGGGCUCCCAAGGCAAAAGGCAGACGCACGGAAUAAAAGCGCGACGCAACCACAUUGACGAAGGUACGACGCAAAAGGACCGCAGCCGAUGGUUGACAAACGAGGCAGGCGCAAGCGAGAGGAGGAAUCCGUGGCAGGUGUAAUGUGCCCUUCGACCCUCGAGGGCAUCAUGGCAGGCACAAGAUGCCGGGCUACAAGCCCCUGUGCCCCCCUCCCUCCCUCCCUGCGCAACCCAGGCAUGGACAUCUAACCCCGUACCCCAGCCCUGAGGGCGCCGGGGCGCAUCUGCGGGGACCCAAGCGGGCCAAUUAACAAUGCGCCUUAUACGAUGCGGCCCAUUCCCUUGCUUAUACUCGCGGCCAUAGGCCAGAUGAGGUCAAACACCCACAAUUAGGUGGACCGGACUUGCGAAGGAGUGUGGAAUCUUCCUCCCUCCAACCCAGACUCUCGCGGCGAAUGAGCAUGCCCAAGGCCCGGAUUAAUUAUUCAUUCAUAUAAAUAUGUAUGAACGUAUUUACUCGUUUCUAAUUUCGCUGUACAUGGCGAGGGAAAUGGGCGGACCGCGGGAGGAAUAAAAAAGUCAAAAACAGGAGCUGCGAAAAGCAUAGAAAACUGAACCCUUUUCCUUUGGACACACUGGCAAAAGUCAAUUUCCUGGUCACCAAGUCGUGCGGAAACACUUUCAACAGAUCAGAUUCAGGAAGAGCAGCAGCGGCAGCAGUAGCACCAGGCUUAAGUAUGAAGCGAAGGGGAGGGCGAGGAAGGGAAGGGGAGGGGGAGGGGAGGGGAGGGGAGGGGAUGGGAUGGGAGUGCAGUGCAGAGCAGUGCAAGUGGAGGGCCAUGAAUGUGCACAGGAGCUCUAGGACAUUAGGUUGAGGCGAGCGUGGAUGGAUCGAUCCAUCUGCGCUGCGCCUCCCUCCUUCUUAGAUCUCUCUGCUCGUGUUUCCACAUGCAGAUUUGCACUCGUCCUGCGAUCGCAGUCAAGGAUUUCUUGUCGCCACACGCGAGUAGUCCGUGUUAAAGAGGCCAUCAAUGUCCUGGGUUCGGUCCACCUUCCGUUCUGCGUCUGGUCUUGCCGCGGGCUAGAUUGAAUUGAUUGAAUGCCCGAUUCAAUCAAUUCAAUCUCCGACGGUCGCGAAUUCCCUCUUCUCCCUUCUCCAGAUUCCCAUUAUUCCCACAGAUCCCACCUCCGGCCCGCACAGGAUGCAGAAUCCUCAGAGCUGAUUCGCGACUCCUGAAUGGUCCGAAUUCCGUUCACGGGUGCAGCACCUGAUUUCUCUCGAGCCCGCCCCCAUUAAAGAUUAAACAUGGAGGCGGCUUCGUCCUCGAUAACGAUGUUCGAGGACAAUUUCGAGAAUCAGAUGAUUCUCGAAUUGGAGAUGAAGGAAAUUCAAGAUUGUCGUCUGGAUCCCGAAGAUAGAGAGGGCCAGGACCGGCACCGCGAGGACGAGGACGACGACGACGACCUGGAGAGCCACAGAACGUCCAUCGUUCUGGAGGAUGAUUUCGAGAGGGGGCGAGGAGAGAAUCCGGAACUGAGAUUGAGCGUGGACCCCGAGGGCCGAACGCAGGACUCGGACACGCUCAUACGAGCUUCGUGGUCAGCUCAUGACCCCGAGGACAUGCCACAGGAAAUCCUCGCUCUGUCCGCCAACUUGUUCCAGGAGGGGUGCAGCGCGAAUUCGGAAAAGGAGUACAAGGCGUGCAUGCUGGUGGAUCCCGAGGAAAUCCAGCAGCUGCUGGCCGCAUCCGUCAACGUCGUGCAAGAUUUACUGGAAAGCUGGAACCCGGAAUUGGAAAAGGACGUGGAGGAUCGGCUGAUGGAGGAGCUGGACCUGGUGACCGAGCUGGAUCUGGAGAUCUCCAACAUGAGCAACGAUCGAGUCGGCGCCCUGGGCAGAGCGCUCCAGCAGCGCGCUCUGCCCAAGCUCGAGACCGUGAAGCUCUUCUCGAUUCGGAGCGGGCUCGGGGACCCGAACCAGGGCAGGGCGAUCAUGGAGAUUUUCAGGGCAAUCGAGAUGGGAAACCUGUCGAACUUGCGCGUCCUGGAGCUGUUCAACACCAGUGUGGGUGCUGCGGCUGCCAAGGCUCUCGCUGCAGCGAUCUCUGCAGGACAUUCUGCCGGCCUCCAGACUCUCAAAGUCCUGGACAACAUCGGCGACCUGGGGCUGAUCGAGCUGUCCGCCGCCCUGGAGGCCGGGCAUGCUCCGGCGCUCAAAACCCUGGGCCUCGGAUUUUUUGCGCACGUCUCUCGAGCUCGCAGCAAGGGCUUGCAUAUCUUCCAGGGCGCCGAAGCUCUGGGCCGCGCGUUCCAGUCGGGGAAAAUUCCUCUGCUCGAGCACCUGGAGCUCUGGGGGAUCGUCGAGCAGGCCGCGGUGAUCGCCAUCUUCCGAGCUCUGGAGUCGGCGCUAAUCUCCAAGGGGUUCAAGUCGCUGAAGCUGUACGAGUGCGAGGUCGGGCUCGGCGGCGCCCGGGCCAUCGCCAGGGCGCUGGUCUCGGCCAAGUUCGCCACGCUGACCAAGCUGGACCUGUCGUCGUGCAAAUCCCUGAGGGACGGCGGGCUGCCGGAAUUGUUCCGAGCGUUCAAGUCGAAGAAUCUGAACUCGCUGCAGGAGCUGGCCCUGGACCAUGUUUGUAUGGGCGAGCCGGGGCUGCUGGAGAUGGCCGCGCUGCUGGAGGCCGGCCAUCUUCCAACCCUGCUGCGCCUGUCCAUGGAGGGUCAGGACUCGGGCCACAUUUCCGACGCGUGCGCCGAGGCGCUGGUCCGAGCCUACAGAAACAACCAUUUUCUGUACGCCACCAUCAAGGUGCGCUGGGCCAACGAGUCCAUGCGCAACAAUGCCGAGGGCUUCCGGUGGCGCAAUGUCCGCUUGAGGAAGCGCAGCCUGAAGCUGCUGCGGAGCGAGCCCGAUGUGGCCGCCACUCACGCCAAAGUGUUUCUGUGCGGGCCGCCCAAAGUCGGCAAGACCACGCUGAGAAAAUCGCUGUGCCGCACGCACUGGGAGUCGCUCACGAGCACGGAGCGCAACCGAGCCGAGGAGCGCACGCGAGGAAUCGAGGUCAGCGAGAUCGUGCACAAGAAUUUGGUACUGGGCGUCUGGGACCUGGCGGGGCAGCCCGAGUACCACCUGCUGCACAGCGCGUUCCUGCCGGAUUUGGGCCUGGGCGAGGGGCAGGCGACCAUCUUCGUCAUCGUGUGCAGUGCCAAUUACUCGGGGCGCAAGGACGUGGCCAAGGCCCAGAAGGAGAUCGAGUACUGGAUGCGGUUCAUUUCGUCGUCGAGCUCCGACGCCGGCGGAGCCCCGGACAGCAAGCGCCAUGUCUUCGUGGUGCUGAACUCGUUCGAGGGCGACCAUUCGUGCCACCCGCUGGACGACUGGACGCACAUUCUGCAAGUGUGCGGCAAGAAAUUCGACCAGAGCGUGGUCCUGCACUCGGAGCCUUUCAUCCUCAACGCCAUGUACCGCAAGGAGGUGCGCCACUUCAAGAAGCGCCUGGUGAAGAUGGCCGACGACCUUCUGCGGACGCGGAGAAUGCCCAAGAUGUGCCUGGAGCUGCAGAAGUGGAUCGCCCAGUGGCUCAAGGGCCAUCGCCAGUACCCGGUGCUCGAGUGGAAGGAGUACUUCUCGACGCUGGCCGGCGGCGUGUUCCCGCAGCACAAGCUCCGACUGGCUACGGAGUAUCUGCACGAGGCGGGGCAGCUGAUUUUCUUCCGCGAGGGAGCUCUGCAGGAGGGCGGCCUGGCGCACGAGAGCUACGUGAUCCUCGACACGGACUGGUUCUGCCGGAGCAUCGUAGGCAAUGUGCUGCUGCCGGACGCCAUGCUGCGGCCGGGCGAGACCUCGCUGCGGCUGCAGAUGCGGGCCGACGGGUCCGUGUCGCUGGCCGCUCUGCAAGCGUACCUGCCUCGGCAGCUGAGCGACGAGCUGCAGGUGCGCGAGGUGGUGGCCAUGCUUUUGCGUCUGGGCCUGGCGUACAAAAUCGGGGCCGACGACAUCUUCAUCCCCGCUCUGAUGGAGACCGAUGCGAUCCCCUCGUACUGGCAGCUCCGGAUUGCGGACCAGUGGGUGAUGGGCUUUGCGCUGGCCGUGGCCGACAGCGAGACGAGUCUGCUGCCCAUCACGAUUUUCCGUCAGCUGCAGGUGGAGCUGGCCAGGAAUGUGGACUUCGGAGGGCGCAGUGACAGUCAGUUCGCGGCCGGCAGGAAUUUGAUCACGUUCAAGCACAAGGGGAUGGCGGUGAUGGUGGAGUACGACGCGGAUCCCACGAAUCGGCUGGACGUUUUGGUAAGGCCCUUGCUCAGAGUAGCCAACAGGCGGGGGCAAGUGAAUCUGGCUCAUGCCCUGGUGAAGAUGAUGGUUCAGAUCAGCGCUCGGUGCUGCCCCGGGGUGCGGCUGGACAGGAAGGUGGUGGAGCCCUGGCCUGCCGACGAAGGCCUGCAGGCCAUGGAGCAGAGAAAUGUGAGGACCUCCGUCGCGGAGGUGAAGCGUUGGGUCAAGAGGGACGGCAUCGGCCAGCCGACCAGCAUGGUGCUCGGAAAUGAAGUAAUUUUCGGUGACAUGUUGCUGUCCGACAAUGAUUUGCUCGAGAUCCGACGCUCGAUCGAGCUGGAGAAGGAUCUCAUGUAGACGCUUGGGAGCUCGAAAGCGACCUCAUUCUUCAAUUCGUAUCGGCCCAUCGUCCGGUGGAUCCUUGCAGCCAAGGAUCACAUGCGGCAGGGAGUGCGUGUGCAGCUCCGGCGAGCCAGACAAGCUAGGCUCGAGUGUUCUGCCGUUCUGGCGUUCACUCGAGGCUUUUGAGCGAGAAUCAGCCGAAUCGCUGGCAUCUGUUUCACGAGGAACGAUUCUCGAGCUGCGAGACCAUGUUCAUGUAGAGAUCUGCCACGGGUCUGCAGAAGUCGCCGCCGCUGGAACACGCACGCGUAUGCGACCUUUAACACCAAGAAGAAGAAGCAGAGCUGGAGCUCGACGAUGAAUGAAUGCGCCGUGGAGCGUUCAUUCUUUGCGGCUUUCACGUUCGCAUCUCGGGAGUCUCGGAGUGGAGAGCAUUCCGAGGCAGCUCGACCGCGUCAUGCCGUUCGUCCCAUUCGCCGUCCGACCGGGUCCCACGAAUGGCACCAAUAACAGCACUCGAGCCAGAAUGUCCCUCCGACCUCGGCAGCACUCUCAGCUCGAGGCACGAUUCAACUCCCAGACACGAGAACUUCAUGAUGAUGACGAUGCUCGUCCCGAUGUUCUACCCCUAGGCUCGGAAGUAGCGACGCUACGACUAAAGCCGUGGUUUUAGAUCCCACCGAGCUCUUGCCAUAAGAGCCUCACCGCACCUGUAGUAGGACUGCAGCAUCCUCGUCGGGAACAUUCGUCCAUAGAUGCUUAAUUAGUUACUAGAUCGAGGAGGGGUCGCGCAAUUUUGCCAUUGACGGACUAGAUAAGGGCCAUUCCGCGAAUCGUCCGCUCACACACUGGCCUCUCGAUGGCAUCGGAAAAUCAGAGACGGAGAAGUCAACUAAUUUGAGAUAGAGCUUUCAGCGCACAUGUACAGCAUGGAAACCGAUUGGGUAGAAAGCCAAUGCGAAGAGAUUCAUCGACAGUGGUGUUCAGCUUGUUUAAAAUGAUCCUGGACCGAAGUUGUAGCUGCAGCGUUAAAUAGGUGCUUCAGAUUCAUUCAUUCGCCUGUUCACACAGGCUGAUUGUGUUAUAAAUUUAGCAGACUGGCUCAAAGCUCCAG